AUGGAAACAGCUCGAGUCCGAGUAGGAAUCCCAGUGACUUCCAGUGAUUUUGUUUCACGGAGUGGAACCGGCUGGCAACAUCGAGUUAAAGACUGGCCCUCCAGUUCAUUUACCAAUCAUUGUCACAAGCUUGUAAUUCCGGAGGAGCGCUCUGAUGGAAAAUUUGUGCUGCUGAUUGGUGCGUCUCAUCUGCGAUCGUUUGCUGAUGGGAUUGUUAAGAUUUCGGAUGGGUGCAUUGAUUUUGGAGUGAUGUGCACUCCUGGUGCGUCUGCAGCUGACUUGCGCAUUGAGGCCUACCACGCUGUUGUUCCCCGUCAGCCUGAUGCUGUCUGUGUGACGGCUCCUUCGAAUAAUCUUACUGCAUCCCUUAAUCCAGAGGAAGCGGGAGAGGAAUUUGAAAAGUACCUUUUGACCGUCUUGUAUCGUUGGCCUAAGGUUUUUUGUACUGGCUUCCCCCUGCGCUUGACUGAAUCCCUAGAGAAGCAGAACUUGUUUCAGCAAGAAUUUCAUCGCAGGGCAGCAAAGCUUGGUAUCCCCUAUUUUCCUGUAGCUGACUACUUUCCUCUGAAGCGUCCCAAUCUGUGGAGCCCUGAUGGCAUCCACCUCAGCGAUGACCACGGCAUGCCCAUUCUCCAGAAAUUCAUGUGGAUGUUUGCUUAUCGAUAUCUCGAAAUAUCAACUCCAAAGCCACCGGUACAGAGUCAGGCAGCUACUGGUUACAAGCCAAGAUUUGUUCCUCGCAUUGUCGUGAAAGGGGAGGAAAGAAGAGUCCCAUCUUUGCCAUCUUCAGAGUGGACUCUUGUGAGAUCUGGCAGAAAGAGGAACCACUCAGGGGAAUUGGAAUCUUCUGAUUCACUGAAGACAAGGGUGGUUCAUCACAAGAUUGAUGGGACUCCAGUAUCGUUAAGAAAGUGUUCCGUUCUGUUGAAUCCUUCCCGUUUUUCACCUGAUAUCUUGGUUGCCAUGGAAACGGUCUCUCCAUCAGACCUUUCAGAUGUUCACACAGGCAAUGAGACAAAUUCUGUGGAACAUCAAAAGAAGUCAGCUGGGAGACAGCAGGUUGAGGCUAAAGCUAAAGCAGCCAAGAUGUCUGUCUGCAAUGUGCUGCCUUGUGAAUCUCAGGAGAUGUUGAACAGUCUUGGUCUGUCGGCGAGUCUUCCCAGCCAGUUGACGCUUGAGAGGAAUGAUUGGCAGUGCACGCCGACGUCAUCCAAAGGUCAGAUUUCUCUUCGGAGUUCAGUUCCAGAUUCUGUUUCCAGGUCCAGGACUCUCUCUCUCUGCUGCAAAGUGGACCAGACUGAUGAGCUGGACCCAUACAGCGCAUCAAAGGAAACAUCAUCUCAUGUCAACUAACAACCAAUGAAGCAGUUAAACUGAAACUACUUGAAUUGUAGAAUACAGUCCAUUCUAUGUUGAAAUGUAUGAGUAUUCACAUGAGUUUCAUUAUAAUAUAAAUGUAUUUCACUACAGUGAGAGGGAAAAAUGUGUUAAUGUAAGCUUUUUUUCUUUUUAUAGAGGACCCCAGGUUAAGGUCUGUUUUUUAAACAGGCAAGAUUUCUGUUACAGAUUCCGUUUCCAGGUCCAGGACUCUCUCUCUCUGUUGCCAAGUCGACUAGACUGAUGAGCUAGACCCAUAGUGCGCAUCAAAGGAAACAUCACCUCCUGUCAACUUCAAACCUGAUGGAAGACAUUCAGGCAACUGUCAAAAUAUCUUCACUCUGGAGUGGACCAUUGUGAAUGCAACUGGAUUAUUUCUGUUUUUCAUCAUUUGUCUCAUAACUCCAUCAAUCAACUGAUUAAAUUCCUUCUAGAAAAGGAAAAAACAUAUUGGAUUUUCAGAACUGAUUUAAAGAAUUUCUCUUUACAAAAUCUCUUUACCAAUUGCAUUAUUAAAAUUAGGUAAGUUUAUUUCAUUAAAAGUAAAAUUUAAACAGUAAUGAUUUAUUGGUUAAUGUCAAGUUAUC
Molecule: messenger RNA, 1964 nt
Organism: Poecilia reticulata (guppy)
Lineage: Eukaryota; Metazoa; Chordata; Actinopteri; Cyprinodontiformes; Poeciliidae
Source: RefSeq, a predicted model, not a curated record